CAGUGUGCGCGCAGGUGAGAGGCAGCAGCUCCGGUAACAAACAGACAGGAUCCACCGGCCCGGUACCGGCUGCCAGCUGAGGACAGGCGGGGUUCACGUGUUUGUUUUAAAGCCUCGCGUGGAGCUGUUUGGAUGAAUCUGGAGCCGGAGCGCGCACGAUGCUGAGUGCCGUUAAAAUGGAAGGACACGAGCAUCCGGACUGGAGCAGCGGCUACUACUACGGAGAGACCGAGUGUUACCCCCCAGCGGGCAACAUGAACUCCAUGAGCACCUACAUGGGCACCCCUGGCAUGACCGGCCACAUGAACGCGCAUUAUGUGAGCCACCCUGUCGCGGUCAGCAACUCCUCGGUGGCCGCCGGGAUGACGCAGAGCGCCGGGGCCGCCGCGGCGCAGGCGGCGGGCCUGAGCUCCGCGCUGCCGCCCAGUAUGAGCUCCAUGAGCCCGCCGCCGUACGGGAACGUGCCGGUGAUGAGCCCGGUGUACGGGCAGGCCUGCGCCAUCAGAUCCAGAGAGUCCAAAGCCUACCGGCGCAGCUACACGCACGCCAAGCCGCCGUACUCCUACAUCUCCCUGAUCACCAUGGCCAUCCAGCAGUCAAACAGCAAGAUGCUGACGUUAAACGAGAUCUACCAGUGGAUCAUGGACCUGUUCCCGUUUUACCGGCAGAACCAGCAGCGCUGGCAGAACUCCAUCCGCCACUCGCUCUCCUUCAACGACUGCUUCAUCAAGGUGCCGCGCUCACCGGACAAACCGGGGAAAGGCUCCUUCUGGACGCUGCACCCGGACUCAGGAAACAUGUUUGAGAACGGCUGCUACCUGCGGCGGCAGAAGCGCUUCAAGUGCGGGAAGAAGCCCGGAGCUGCGGGCAAGGAGGCGGAGAGGGAGCCGGGCUCUGAGGCCGGCGCGGUCACCACCACGACAGGCAGCAGCACCGGGUCCGGAUUGGACUCCCCGCCCUCCUCCUCCUCCUCCUCCUCCUCACCUCCGUCUUCUGACGUAAAGGGGACCGACCUUAAACCACACCGAGGUGAACUGUUGCCCUCCAGCCCCGUGCGCGUGCCUUCCCCGCUCACGCACACGCAGCACCUGCUCUCACACCACCACCACCACCACCCGCACCCGCUGCUGCUGCACGAGGCCGCGCACCUGAAAGCGGACCACUACCACUCGCACUACUCCUUCAACCACCCGUUCUCCAUCAACAACCUCAUGUCGGAGCCGCAGCACCACAAACUGGAGCCGGUGGUGCAGUACGGAGGUUACGGCUGCCCGGUGUCCGGGGCUCUGAUGGCGGCCAAAACCGGCCUGGACCCCGCGCACACCGACACGAGCUACUACCACGGUGUGUACGGCAGGCCCAUAAUGAACUCCUCCUGAGGCACAGACGGACUCUUCGAUCUGUAUAUUUGUAAAUGUGAUAAAGGGCCAUUCCACCGUUUCCAUCCAUCCUGCAUCAGAUAAAAAUCUU
Molecule: messenger RNA, 1470 nt
Organism: Archocentrus centrarchus (flier cichlid)
Lineage: Eukaryota; Metazoa; Chordata; Actinopteri; Cichliformes; Cichlidae
Product: hepatocyte nuclear factor 3-beta-like
Exons: 2
Coding region: 159-1379 (406 amino acids)
Biological process (GO): regulation of transcription by RNA polymerase II; cell differentiation; anatomical structure morphogenesis
Molecular function (GO): DNA-binding transcription factor activity, RNA polymerase II-specific; transcription factor binding; protein domain specific binding
Source: RefSeq, a predicted model, not a curated record